AUUACAAACAGUUGUAAUGUUAACGUAAAUAAAAUGGGCUUAAAACUUAAGUUUUUAGAACCAAAACAAAGAUAGAUCUUUUAAUGAUGGUGCGCAAAUGUAUAAUGAACGCUGGCGACGUUGAACCCGGAAGUAAACAUCAAAUGGGCGUCUGAUGAUCAGACCCAAAAUAAUAAUUAAUGGCGUGAAAUUGUAUAAAUAGUUUAAAAAUAGGUGUUUAGCUUGUUUUGUUGUUACGAUUCAGUAUUUUACGUUUUAAGAUGUCUUCUGCUAAACGUAGUACGAAAAGAAUACAAAUAAACUUCCGUAUUCGCAUAAAUAUUCCUCCUAGAUAUUAUGUUUACAUUGUUGGAAAUGGCACUGAACUAGGGGAAUGGCAGUCAAACUUUGCUAAAGUCAUGUCACAACGUGAAGCCAGCCAUAUCUGGCAGCUAACUCUGCUGCUAAAGAGCCCAGCGGUCUACAGAUACAGAUACUUCGUCGGUCGACCGUUACGUAACAUUAACCAAACGCCCAUUGCCUGUGUCGACGAAGUCAACAUGGAUUUUGUGGACUCGUAUUGGAACUCAGUUUGUUAUUGGGAGACGACAUUACCCAGCAGAAUGCUGCACACUAGAAAUUUGCCAGAUGUCUAUGACCUGCCGUUGGUUGACCUUGAGAAGCGCUUAAACCCGUUCCAGGAUUGGUCGGUGGGAUGGGUACAGGACGCCUCUGAGAUCCGGCUCAGGAUCCGGUGCUUGGACUCUAUACAGAUGGCCCUGCAGACUAAAGAGGAGGAGAGGCUUAGAGUUAAAUGUUCUCCAAUAGACUUCCAGGAAAUGAUCCUGCCGACGGUCAGCCCGACUAAGCUGGGAUGUAAGCCUGAAGAGAGUGACCUCUACCAAAGGGUCAUCAGCGCCACCAAGCUGUCCAUAUCCGUCCUGGCCAACUCGCCCUGUGGCCCCGGGGGAUUCACACUGCCCGACUGCGCCAACAAAACGCCCAUAUUCGCUACCGACGCUAUGGUAACUAAGCUCAGCAUAAAUCCCGCCCCCCAGCCGGAGCCUGAGACCGCCCGGUGCCAGCUACAAGUCGACGGGUACUUCAGCUUCAACAUCUUCACCAUGUUUCCAGGGGCUCUUGGCUUCAGGAUGGAGUUCUAUGUAUCAGAACCUGUUGAGGACAAAAUGGUCGGGUACUCGUACAUUCUGCCCGUGUCAACACCUAAAGCAGUUAAACAGUUUCCGGUGUUUUCACCAACGACCCAACAGAUAGGUCACGUGAUUGUGGACUGGAUGUUGAUCUCACCGACACCAGAUCUGGACCACAACAUGGAAGUCUCCUACCAGAACUAUUGGAAGACAGAGAGGAGGAAGUCAGGACAGGACACCACUGAGUAUGGCUUUGGUCGCAGCUUCCUACACAAGAAGAUCAUCCGAGUCAAGGAGAACACGCUGGCAUCGCUGUACACAGCAGGGGAGGAGAAGGCAAACUUUCUUCAUCUCGCCAUACAACUCACCAAAGACAAGGUGCCGGUGUUGUUCCACGCCUUCAAGGUCAUGCUGGCGUACCACAGGAGGAGCCACGAGACGGAGUUCUACAUGGCACCGGUCAAAGAUCUGGAACACACGUUCUUGAGAGCUCUGAAGAUUUCUUAUCACCCCAAAACACGAAAGUUCAUGGAGCAAGGGACAGAUAGAGACCCACUGGACCUAGAGCCGUUCCCGACCCUGGAGAAUUGUCUGGAGAAAAUUGGACAGGACAUUGGUUUCCUCAUAGAGGUCAAACAUCCUCAAGUAACCACCAGUAACCAGAUAGAGCUGGACGAUUACUUUGACCACAACACCGCCCUGGACGUAAUCCUAAACACCGUGUUUAAUCUGGCGGCUAAGCGGAGGAUAAUCUUUACCUCUACCGACCCCGACACGUGCGUCAUGCUGCAGCGAAAACAGAAUCGAUACCCUGUUUUAUUCAGGCUUAAGUUAAACAAGAGUGGCCACCCCUACUACCAAGACCUCCGGGCCGGAUGUGUGGACACGGCCCUGCAGUUCGCCGUAGCCGAGCGCUUCCUGGGCGUGUACCUGUCCACCUACCAGGUGCUCAAGGACCUACAGGUGAUAGAUCAGGCGCAGAAGAUGGGACUGGUGGUCUUUGUUUAUGCGGACGGCAACUUUAACAUUGAUCUCACUAAUCCACUAGCUAGGCACAAGGUGGACGGGUUGUGCACGAAGAUGCUGGGGUUCACAGAGGUCAAGGACAAGCACGAGCCUGUCUUCCAUCUGUCAGAGUCGAGAAGUAACUCUGAGAAGGUCACCAAGGUCAUCUUAGAGGGCGGCUUCCAACCCAGUGCUAUGAAAACUGCAGACAGACUAUGUUACAUGAUGAAACCAUGAAAUCUGAUGUCUACUUUGGACCUUGGAUUCACCAAUUCCUUGGAGAAAAAAAUAAGUGUUCUCAGUAAAGAAUAAAAACGAUCAGUUGCAGUAAGGUAUUAUAGCUGUGUAUUGUCUAUUGUCUUGUUAUUGGUGCUCAUUGUGCAGAAAACUACAGUGUCUUUAUAUAUGUACAAAACCUAUGGGAAAAAUGAAUUAAAAAUCUUGA
Physella acuta is the source of this 2580-nucleotide messenger RNA. RefSeq names its product glycerophosphocholine phosphodiesterase GPCPD1. NCBI's taxonomy places the organism in Eukaryota, Metazoa, Mollusca, Gastropoda, Physidae. Gene Ontology annotation, biological process: glycerophospholipid catabolic process. The record is from RefSeq and is a predicted model, not a curated record. Gene Ontology annotation, molecular function: glycerophosphocholine phosphodiesterase activity; starch binding.